UGGACCGGGAAGGCGGAGCUUGGAAGAGCAGGGAGGCGGAGCUGAAAGUUCCUUAACCCUGGGAGUGGAAGAAGCAGCAGGUGCUGUGAUAAAAACAUGUAUAAAAUGAACAAUAAGACGCUCUCCCUCGUGGUGGGCAUCUUCUCUCUCCUUAACACCUUCCAGUUCCUCAUCUUUGAGCUGAACCACACUACGUACUUUGGCUACGAGGACAAAGUCAGUAUCUACAUGGACACAGAAUCUGAGCUGGUGUCUUGGGUCAUGAUCCACAGGAGGAGCAUCAUCGUCGUCUCAUCCACCAUCACCCUCGUGUUCAGCGUGUUGCUUCUCUAUUGCAUCCGCGUGAACAACUACGUGGGGCUGCUGGGCUAUGCCCUGUGGAUCAUCGCGUAUGAGCUCAUCAAUGUCUCCGUGAUCGUGAUCGUCAACAGCAUCAUCAAAGAUGAGUUCAAGGAGAUGAUGUACCUCCAUCUGAUCUUCCAAAUCUCCCGUAUGCUCCUACACUUCUUCUCCCUGCCUUUUGUCACCAAGUAUACCUACGUCCUUUACAAGGACCCCAAGAUUUCAGUUAAAAUAGGCCGCCACAGGCACUCUUCCAUGAGUACUGUCGAUUCGUGGCCGCCUGUCGGGCUGAGAACCUUGUACCGCAAGUUAAACUGAACUGUGCCAGGAAGGAGAGAAAUAAAUAAACAGUGCUCCCCAGCGAUA
Molecule: messenger RNA, 708 nt
Organism: Leopardus geoffroyi (Geoffroy's cat)
Lineage: Eukaryota; Metazoa; Chordata; Mammalia; Carnivora; Felidae
Gene: TMEM217B
Exons: 2
Coding region: 97-660 (187 amino acids)
Source: RefSeq, a predicted model, not a curated record